UUCCUCUCGAGAUUACUUCUUGGUUCCGGUGGAAAGAAAAUGUCUCUGAAAAUCAAGGAGAGCGAGGUUGACAUAGUGAUAGCCGCGCUCCGGUCCGACCUCACCGCUUUCCUGGAGGCAUGGCGGCCGUUCUUUUCCCCGUUCCACAUUAUAAUUGUCAAGGAUCCCGACAUGGAAGAAGACCUGAAAAUACCCCCAGGCUUUGAUCUCCAGUUGUACACAAAAUCCGACAUGGAGGGGGUUGCAGGUGCCACCUCCAUCAACUUCUCUGGACAUUCAUGUCGCUACUUUGGCUAUCUCGUCUCUUGCAGGAAAUACAUCAUCUCCAUCGAUGAUGAUUGCUUUCCUGCAAAGGACAGUACCGGCGUCCUAAUCAAUAAUGCUGUGGCACAGCACCUGACCAAUCUAGAGAACCCUGCCACCCCGUUCUUUUUCAACACACUCUAUGACCCGUACCGCGAGGGCACGGACUUCGUCCGUGGGUACCCAUUCAGUCUUCGAAAUGGUGUUGAUUGCGUGUUAUCCUGCGGCCUGUUGCUCAACGUUGCGGAUUACGAUUCCCCCACGCAGGCCGCAAAGCCCAGCGAGCGGAAUGCACGCUAUGUGGAUGCGGUUCUGACGGUUCCCAUUGGGUCAAUGAUGCCCGUGAGCGGAAUUAAUAUCGCGUUCAAUAGGGAGGCACUGGGGCCCGCGUUGCUUCCGGGGUUGCGACUUCCUGGCGAGGGGAAGCGGAGGUGGGAGACCAUGGAGGACAUAUGGAGCGGAUUGUGUGCAAAAGCGGUAUGCGAUCACUUGGGAGUCGGUGUGAAGAGUGGGCUGCCAUAUGUGUGGAGGAAUGAGGCCGCUGACGGCGGCAGCGCGAUCGAGAGCUUAAAGAGGGAAUGGGAGGGAGUGAAGCUGAUGGAGGAGGUGGUGCCUUUCUUUCAAUCCGUGCAGUUGCAGAAAACACUCGUCAAAGCAGAGGAUUGUGUAGCUGAGAUUGCAGCGAUGGUGAGGGAGAAGCUGGGACCGCUGAAUCCAGCUUAUGCGCAAGCCGCAGCUGCCAUGGAAGAGUGGGUGAAUCUCUGGAAAGCUCUUGGUUCUCAAGGAGUGUAGUGAUGCAUUGCUUUUAUCUUUUUGCCCCCCUCUUUGAACUCAAUUUUCUUCUCCCUUACAAUAAACUCUAUCUUCCUGCAGAAUGCUUGGUGUCGGAGUCGAAUAAUUAAUUAUUGCUUCUGUUAUAUGAAGCUACUCAUUUAUGUAAGGAAAGAAAAGAAAAACUGUAAUGAGUUUCUAUUUACUUUCUUUUUCA
Molecule: messenger RNA, 1291 nt
Organism: Ananas comosus (pineapple)
Lineage: Eukaryota; Viridiplantae; Streptophyta; Magnoliopsida; Poales; Bromeliaceae
Product: probable UDP-arabinopyranose mutase 2
Exons: 1
Coding region: 40-1095 (351 amino acids)
Biological process (GO): UDP-L-arabinose metabolic process; plant-type cell wall biogenesis
Cellular component (GO): cytosol; Golgi apparatus
Molecular function (GO): UDP-arabinopyranose mutase activity
Source: RefSeq, a predicted model, not a curated record